Hyposmocoma kahamanoa is the source of this 3229-nucleotide messenger RNA. RefSeq names its product protein artichoke-like. Gene Ontology annotation, molecular function: protein binding. The coding region runs from base 92 to 2839 and encodes 915 amino acids. The transcript is spliced from 2 exons. NCBI's taxonomy places the organism in Eukaryota, Metazoa, Arthropoda, Insecta, Lepidoptera, Cosmopterigidae. The record is from RefSeq and is a predicted model, not a curated record.
GGCAUCGGUGUAUUAAUUGGGGCAGUGAUAAUUGGUACUCGAAUUGGAACGUCCGAUGACGGAGAAGUGAUGUGAUAAAUAAUUGUAAAUAAUGGAUAAAGAAAAUUUAUUUUAUAUAACAUUUGUCUUCUUCACACUCAUUCUACAAGUAUCAACCACGGCGACAUGUGUUGUCAAAGAUCGGGUUGACUGUCGGUAUACCGUCAUCUGUGAAAAUAAUGCUGGAAACGCAUUCACCCCUGAAUGUAACUACAGCCCAUACGUCACAUUUAUCAUCACCAAGUCUACUGCAGACCCACUCUAUACUGGUUUCUUUGGUUCAACCAAUUUUGAUUCCCGCGUCCGUGUCAUAAAAGCAAUAGAUAACAACUGGCCAACACUAGACACCAACGUCUUUAAGUACUACGUUAAAACAAUUGUCAUGGACUUAUCAAACAAUAACAUUAAAACUAUUAGAGAUGACGUUUUCAGACCGUUAACUGCUUUAGAAAAUUUGAACUUGUCUUCAAAUUCCAUAGAAACUUUGAACUCAAGAAGUUUUUACAUCGUUGACUCAAAAAAACCAUCGCUUAAAGUUUUAGAUUUGUCAAAUAAUAAGAUAGCGGAGCUGUCUAGUGAUUUAUUCUCGUACAUACAAAACUUGAAAGAACUGUAUCUAGUGAACAACGAAAUAAAAAGCUUGCAAGAUGAUGCCUUUCAGAGCCUUAGUGGCCUGACUCAUUUGUACUUACAGAAUAAUCAAAUAACUAGACUCAAUGAGACUUUGGCAUCCUUGAGAUCGUUGGUAAAAUUAGAUUUGUCUUAUAAUUCUUUGACUUCGAUAUACGGCAACGAAAUGAAUCGGUUAACUAGUUUAGAAUACUUUAAUGCUUCACACAAUGUUAUCGAAUACAUACAAUCAAACUGUUUGAGUCAAGCGUUUAACCUACAGACUGUGGAUUUAAGUCAUAAUAAACUUCAGUCAAACAUAGAAAACGUCAUGUUCGUAACUAAUAACAAACUUGAAUAUUUGAACUUGUAUCAUAACAUGAUUACGCAAAUCCAAGACAAUGCAUUCAAAAAUAAUAUCCUCACUUAUUUGAACCUUGAGAAAAAUAAUUUGACCGGUGAACUGAAUAAGAAUAUUUUAAGUGGCUUACACAGAAUAGUAAGCUUGGAUCUUUCCAAUCAAAGUAUCAGUGCACUUAAAAACAACGCCUUUUCCGAUGCUGUCAGUUUAAUAUACUUGAAUCUAAGUAGAAACAACAUCAAUUUAGUUGAUAAUACUAGUUUUGAAAAAAUAUACAAACUGCAAAUUUUGGACUUUUCUUACAACAAUAUUUCGAAUAUAGACUUUCUUACUAAAUGUUUGUUUAAUCUCACUGAACUGUAUCUUACAAACAAUAACUUAACGACGAUAAAAUCGUACGCAUUUGCUAAUCAAACCUAUUUGGUGAAGUUAGACUUGUCAAUGAACAAAAUUGUCAUCAUAGAGCCUUACUCCUUGCCCUUGACAAAUUUACAAUAUUUGAAUGUUAGUGAAAAUCCUGUAACCGGCGUAAUGAAAAGCAAUAUUUACAGUCCUGCAAAGUUUAUAAGGUUUUUAGAUCUCACUUAUUUCAAUAUUUCUGAAAUAGGCGCGUUAUCCUUGAUUGACCUUCCGGUUCUAGCUAGAUUGAAUAUAUCUCACAACAAUAUAAAAUGUAUUGACCCAAAUAACUUCAGAGGAGUGGGUAAUAUGUACAGUCUAGACAUUUCGUUUAAUUUGCUGUCUAGUUUUCAGUUAAAUAACGUUACGUUGAGUAAUUUAAAAGCGUUUUACUUGAAUAACAAUAGAUUGGCAGACAUUACAAACACUCUUAUUAAUAUGCCAAACCUUUUGUACCUGGAUCUGUCGUAUAAUUUUAUUGUAGAGUUGAUCAGUGUACCCUUUUCGGGGCUGCUAAAUUUGAAAGUUAUUCAUAUUUCACAUAAUAAAAUAUCUGAAUUCAAUAAUCCCCAAACGAAUUCAAUGACAAAAUUGACUGUAUUGGACCUAUCAAACAAUCAACUGGUUUCAGUAAACUUGAGUUAUUUCAGAGACCUAGUUGUAGUGGAUGUGAGUAACAAUAGGUUUACCUCAAUUAACUUCACCUUUUUUGAGAAUCUUGACUAUUUACAAGUACUAGACAUGAGUAAUACAAGUAUAUCGGAGAUCGCUCCUGGCACGUUCAAGAACGUAAAGAUUUUAAAGCUUUUGAACAUGUCUCAUAAUCAUUUGACAAAUCUCCGUUAUGGCAGUUUGCGAGGUCUCCACAAAACUGAAGACCUAGAUUUAUCGUACAAUAAAAUUGCUGAUGUUGAUGUAGAUGUUUUUCACGAAUGCACUGAACUUAGAAUAUUAACAAUUGACUACAAUAAUUUAUCAUCAUUGGAUGUUGAAAGAUUGAUAAAUACUUUACCCAAAUUGAAAACACUGAGCUUGGGGGGCAACCCAAUUUCUUGUAAAGAAAUAGUGAGAAAUAUGAAAACAUUUAAUAAGAAUAAUAUGUUAAGACAAGUUGAGGUUACGUCUGUAAAUAAAGUUUACCAUGAUGAUAACGUACAUGGAAUUAAAUGUGGGAAUAAAAAUUAUACAAUUGAUACAACAAAUCAAUCUGGCAACAAUUCACAGGAUAAUUUUACAUAUAGUCACACUACAUCUCAUAUUCUGCUGGUAUGGUGUACUAUAUUAACUACAGUUGUUAUUAUUGUAGUUGGAGUUUACUUUUAUAGACAACGAUCAAAACCUUUUUAUGGUACUAGAGACUCGAGAGUGCCACUUGGAGCCUCUUUAGAUUUUUCAUUACAUUCAGAAAAUCAAAGCGAUUUAUUGGGAUAACGUCGAUGGUUUUCUACAAUGGUGGCCUGUCUCAAAAACUCCUAACUUAACACCAAGCUGGAUAAACAAAUUGAGAUAUUUCUGACGCCCUAAAGCUACGGAAUCCUAUACCGCCUAAUGUUUUAAUUGAAUAAUUUAAACAAUGGAAAAAGUAGCUGUAUAAUAAGUCAAAAAUAAACAAUUUUGGUUUGGGUUUCUAUUUUUGGUAAGCAGCGAUAUCUCAUUACGUCCUUAAUUAAGUAGAUUUAUAUAAAAUGUAAAUGUUGGCAUUAACGUACAUUUAAGUGUCCUCAAAACAUUGUUAACAUCAAAAAGUUAAAUGUACUUAGUAGUAGAUUAGUUUGUUUAAAAUAAACAAUGGUUUUUUGGAUUGUAUUUAAAAGUAUUCUU